This is a messenger RNA of Diaporthe batatas, 519 nucleotides long. RefSeq lists its product as uncharacterized. The record is from RefSeq and is a predicted model, not a curated record. The coding region runs from base 1 to 519 and encodes 172 amino acids. The transcript has a single exon. NCBI's taxonomy places the organism in Eukaryota, Fungi, Ascomycota, Sordariomycetes, Diaporthales, Diaporthaceae.
AUGCAUCUCCCAACCCUCAUCGGCGCCUCCCUCCUGGCCACCGCCGCCUCAGCAAAAGACACAAUAUCCUACCCAACAAUCAACCUCGGGACCUUCAGCUACCCGCACGGGAACCAGUUCGUCGCCUGGUCGCCCUUCACGCCGACCACGACGCAGGACGUGGUGGAGCUGUGCGAGAGCAACGGCGCGAUCCACGGCACGGCGACGUGGACGGCGGUGCGUGUGGCCAACACGUACGUGCUGGACCCGAUCUGCCGCAAGCCGUUCAACAUCACCGACGACGCGACCAACACGACGUACUACGACCUCGAGCUGGCGUGUGUCGACGACGACAUCGACAUCCACGCCUUCCCGCAGGUGACGGCCGUCGUGGAGCGCGCGACCAACCGCACGGUCGAGGCGUGCGCGCCUGUGCCGUCGGUCGACCCGUAUCAGUGGUACGGGGCGUGUACGUCGUGCUGCGGCGCGGGGGUUAUGUGGCAGUUUGCUUGCUCCCCUGAGACGGCUGGUGGUGAGUGA